Messenger RNA from Leishmania mexicana MHOM/GT/2001/U1103, 690 nucleotides. RefSeq lists its product as hypothetical. The record is from RefSeq and is a predicted model, not a curated record. NCBI's taxonomy places the organism in Eukaryota, Euglenozoa, Kinetoplastea, Trypanosomatida, Trypanosomatidae. The coding region runs from base 1 to 690 and encodes 229 amino acids. The transcript has a single exon.
AUGAGCAAGCCCGACCUUGCCAACGACGCGCAGGUGCCCAUGCGCGCCACGGUGCUGCGAUUCGGCGACGACGUCGAAGAUGCCAGCUACCCGGAAGCCUCUCUCGCCACCAAAGAUGCUGCGGUGCCCGUCGAGGCGAACGUCGAGGUGUGCAACGACAGGCACAGCAGUGGCAGCGAUCGUGAGAGCGUGUCGCACCACGCACAGACCCCGCGGCACGACUUCACGAGUGGCAUCCUCGACUGCCACGAGAGCUGCGCCGUGUGUCUCGACGCUUGCCUGUGCACGUACUGCACCGCCAGUGCGCACCACAACUUUCUCAUGAACAAUGAGGAGGGCAUUUACCUCCCGGUCUGCGGAGGGCUCUUCUGCAUCGAUGUCGGACUCAGCGCAGUGUCUUCGUACCUGCCGAGCUCUCUCCACCUUCACACCUACUUGAUGCGCAGCGCCAUCCGCAACCGCUACAACCUGCACUCGGCGAGCGCGGCCGUCGACUCUAGUGGGCACGGCAGCAGCAGUGUCUGUGGCUGUUCGACGGAGUCGCUCUCAGACAUCCUGGCCGUGUGCUUCUGCUUGCCGUGCGCCGUUGCCCAGCAUCAGCGCGAGAUCAUGCACCAUGGCGACUGGUGCGGCGGCGUCUUCAGCAACCGCUACUCGCUGCAGCCCCCAGCGACGGUGCACACAGUCUAG